UUAGAAGUGCCUUGUAUUUGCUAAAGAUGGGUCAAGAGCACUGGAGGAGCUGAUCAGUGGCCUUUCUCUUUCUGGCUUUUGUUUUUCUUUUCUUUCUUUCUUUCUUUCUCUCUUUCUUUCUUUCGUUCUUUCCUUAAAGCCAAGGUGUGCCAGAGGUGAUGCACUGAUGCUGAGGAGGCAUCAACAGCUAUGGGACUCUAAUCCUCUCACAUGUAAGCACUGGCAGUGUCUGCAAAGAGAGACCGUGAGACGCUGAAGCAGAGUUUAGCUGCUGUUCAGCAGGUUGCCUGCUCACUAAGGCUCAGAUUGCACUGUUCCCUGAGCACAAAACAUGAACCUGUCCCGAUGGAUUGAUUGGAGGACUCUGAAUAUGAGCAGUAGUGUUAUGAACAUAUCUGAGCACCUCUCCUGCCCUCUUGGAUUUGGUCACUACAAUGCAGUUGACAUCUGUAUCCUUGAGACAGUCGUUAUUGUCUUGCUAACAUUUUUAAUUAUUGUGGGUAACUUAACUGUGAUUUUUGUUUUCCACUGUGCUCCACUCCUGCAUCAUUAUACCACCAGCUACUUUAUUCAGACCAUGGCCUAUGCUGAUCUUUUUGUUGGAGUCAGCUGCUUGGUUCCUACUUUGUCACUGCUCCACUACUCAACAGGUGUCCACGAGUCCUUGACUUGUCAAGUUUUUGGAUACAUCAUCUCUGUGCUCAAAAGCGUAUCUAUGGCAUGUCUUGCUUGCAUCAGUGUGGAUCGCUAUCUUGCUAUAACAAAGCCUCUCUCCUAUAACCAACUGGUCACACCUUGUCGCUUGAGAAUCUGCAUCAGUCUCAUCUGGAUAUACUCUUGCCUGAUCUUCUUGCCUUCUUUUUUUGGUUGGGGAAAACCUGGUUACCAUGGAGAUAUUUUUGAAUGGUGUGCUACCUCCUGGCUAACUAAUGCCUACUUUACUGGCUUUAUCGUGUGCUUACUGUACGCUCCUGCUGCCUUUGUCAUAUGUUUCACCUAUUUCCACAUCUUUAAAAUUUGCCGGCAGCACACCAAAGAGAUCAGUGAUCGGAGAGCUCGAUUUCCUAACCACGAAGGGGAUGCUGCUGGGGAGACUGGGCACAGCCCCGAGCGCCGCUAUGCCAUGGUUUUGUUCCGGAUAACCAGUGUGUUCUACGUGCUGUGGCUCCCUUAUAUCAUAUACUUUCUGCUGGAAAGCUCUAGGGUGCUGGAAAACUCAGCACUCUCCUUCCUGACUACGUGGCUUGCUAUAAGCAAUAGUUUCUGCAACUGUGUGAUAUAUAGCCUCUCCAACAGCGUUUUCAGGCUGGGACUACGGAGACUGUCAGAGACAAUAUGUUCAUCUUGUAUGUGUUCAAAAGACAGGGAUGUGCGGGACCCUAAGCCAAGGAAACGGGCUAAUUCCUGCUCCAUUUAA
Messenger RNA from Cinclus cinclus, 1417 nucleotides. It is a transcript of the gene GPR52, whose product is annotated as G protein-coupled receptor 52. The transcript has a single exon. Gene Ontology annotation, biological process: G protein-coupled receptor signaling pathway. Bases 332 to 1417 code for a protein of 361 amino acids. Gene Ontology annotation, molecular function: G protein-coupled receptor activity. NCBI's taxonomy places the organism in Eukaryota, Metazoa, Chordata, Aves, Passeriformes, Cinclidae. Gene Ontology annotation, cellular component: membrane. The record is from RefSeq and is a predicted model, not a curated record.